AUGCAAAUGAUUCCCAAUGACCCUUUUUCACUAUCCACUUCACUUGGUGCCUUUACUCAAGAACAAAACACAAACCCUAACCCUAAACCUAAUACUCCUCCUGUUCCCAAGAAGAAGCGAAAUCUUCCCGGAACACCAGAUCCAGAUGCCGAGGUCAUUGCGCUUUCGCCAAAGACACUCAUGGCGACAAACAGAUUCAUCUGUGAAAUAUGCAACAAAGGUUUUCAAAGAGAUCAAAAUCUUCAACUUCACAGAAGAGGUCACAACCUUCCAUGGAAGCUUCGACAGAGAUCAAACAAAGAUGUUAUCAAGAAGAAAGUUUACAUCUGUCCAGAGAAGAGUUGCGUCCACCAUGAUCCUUCUAGAGCUCUUGGUGACCUCACUGGGAUAAAAAAGCACUUCAGUAGAAAGCACGGUGAGAAGAAGUGGAAAUGUGAAAAAUGUUCCAAGAAAUAUGCAGUCCAAUCUGAUUGGAAAGCUCACACAAAAACAUGCGGUACAAGAGAAUACAAAUGUGACUGUGGCACCCUCUUCUCAAGGAAGGAUAGUUUCAUUACACAUAGAGCUUUCUGUGAUGCAUUGGCAGAAGAGAGUGCAAGAAUAACUUCAGCUACGACUACGAAUCUAAAUUUCAAGAACGAAGAAAGUGAUGGUUCAAUGAUGGGUUCGCAUUCGCAUUCGCAUUCACAUUUACAACAUGGUUUAUCACAUGGAAAUGGAAUGCUUCAAAAUAUAAGUGGAAUUCCGCAUCCACAAUUUGGUUCACAUGGAUUUCAUGUAGAUUUCAAUGGAAUUGGAAACAACAACUCUUUGAUCAUGGAGCAGCAACAAAGGCCAAGUUUAUCACUUUGGUUAAACCAAGGGAAUCAGAUUACUGAAAUGGGACAAAGUUCAGGACUUUUCGGUUCUUCGGGUUUAUCCGAGAUUGUUCAAAUGGGAAAUGCUGGUAUUAAUAAUAAUAAUGCCUUGAUUGGUUCUUCAUCAUCAAUGUUGUCUAGUUAUGGUGUUCCUGCUUCAAAUUCAACACCUGCAAAUCUUUCAUUAUCUUCACUUCCAAUAGGGAAAAGAGGAGAAAGUUCAACAAGUUCUGUUUAUAAUUCAGAUGGUCAAAAUAAGCAAUUAUCAAAGACUGUUUCUGCUACACCAAUGUCAGCUACUGCUCUUCUGCAAAAAGCAGCUCAAAUGGGUUCAACUAGAAGCGCUUCUAAUAAUAAUAUAAACAACAAUGGUUCUAUUUUUAGUGCUAGUUUUGGUGUAAUGACAUCACCUUCUUCUUCAAAUAGUAGUUUUGAUCAGUUUUUGAUGCAUGGACAAGAAAGUGAACAAGGAAAAAUGAAUCUCUUGCAUCAUGGUGGUUCAAAUUCUAUGGAUCAAGUUCAACAUAGUAAUUUGACUAGAGAUUUUCUUGGUGUGAGUGGAACAAGUGGUGGUCCUCCUCAGUUUCUACCUCAGGAGCUAGCAAAAUUUGCUUCUUCCAUUCAAUUCACAGGAAACCAGUGA
Messenger RNA from Lathyrus sativus (Indian pea), 1500 nucleotides. The record is from the annotation of a GenBank genome assembly. Lineage: Eukaryota; Viridiplantae; Streptophyta; Magnoliopsida; Fabales; Fabaceae.